Molecule: messenger RNA, 5888 nt
Organism: Lagopus muta (rock ptarmigan)
Lineage: Eukaryota; Metazoa; Chordata; Aves; Galliformes; Phasianidae
Gene: OTULINL
Product: OTU deubiquitinase with linear linkage specificity like
Exons: 8
Coding region: 2459-3394 (311 amino acids)
Biological process (GO): protein linear deubiquitination
Cellular component (GO): cytoplasm
Molecular function (GO): cysteine-type deubiquitinase activity
Source: RefSeq, a predicted model, not a curated record
GAACCGCCGUCGGGUUUUGUUGGAGCAGAGUGUGACAGCUCUUCCUGAUAGGAUUUUAUAUAUUGGGAGUUCGGUUUCUUGUUUUUUCCUUGAGAACUUGGGUGUUCUGAAUGCUCUGUGUGAUCGCCUUAAAAUACAUGGUUCGUCUUGGGUUUAAAGCACCGUGUGCUGUUUCAUGUUGGGUGUGUGUUGGGGCUUUUGCUCUUUGUUUAGUUUUCACCAUGUUGAAUCUGAAUUUAAAUGUUGCAAGCUGGCUUCUGUUCCACUGGAAAGGUGAGGGUCUUGAGAGAAGGAGUCCAGAAAUGAGCGUGUGGUUUGGGAAGGCUCAGGAGGAUGAUUGUGCAUCGUUUCUGAACCGCUCCCCAACUGUCCAUAGUCCUGAGUACCAUGUGUCCAUGUGUCUCUGAAGUCACUGCCAAGUAGGUCUUGUUACGUGAGGAUGCCAUGCCCUGCCUAUUUGCCUUCCAGCCAUGCACUUCAGGCUGUGUUUCUGCUUCAGUGGUUGCUGGUCCAGCUCUCUCAUUUUGCUCAGCUUUUCAUAGGAACCAAUUGUCUGCUCUUUGGAGGAGCUGCACCAACUUAAUUCAGCUUAUACCACCUUUUGCUGGAAAAAGAAUCUGAUUUCUGUGGUAUUUAGUAAGUGUAUUUUAAGGCUAUGUGUUGCUCUUUGCUAUGUGAAAUUGCAGUUACUCCCACUUGUUUGGCCCACACCGGUGUCUGCAAGUGCUGAAACAAGGAGUUAAAACGUGUAGGACAUAGGAAGAAAUAAAUGAUCCAUUUGGGAUUUUAAUUUCAGAAAAUUGUUUUAUAAUCACUGAAGCUUGUUCCUUGUAUGUUGUUACUGUUGGGUAAAUAAGUUAAUUAAGAAUUGAAAGAUACCAUGAGGAAAAGCUGCAGCUGUGCCUAUUUAUAUGGUAUACUGGCAGUUUUGUAUAAGGGUCAUGUAAAAAGUGAAGGGUGUUAGAUACAAUUUUCAAGGACAAAAGCAGCAGUAAAAUGCUUCUUACUGGUGCUUUUUAGAUUUGGGCCGUUGAAAAAAAUGCUUCAUUUUCAUAGUUCCAAGUUUCUUUUUGCCGUUGGGAUGGAAGUUGUUUCUUGUUUGUUUCUUUUUCAUUUUGUUUAACAUUUUGGAUCAGGUUCCCUGAUGAAUGAUAUGGCUUUCCCACUCAGCAUCACAACUUUCUUUCCACCUUGUUUCUUAGAUACAGUCUCUAGGUUAAACCCGCAUGUCUUAUCUCUCAAGACGACGACAACAAAUAUGGACAGGUUUUUCAGUAAGGCCUGCAAUUUUCCAUGAGCUUCAUGUCUGAAAGCAAUUGACCUUACAUGAUUACCCAGGCAAGUGAGUUUGAGGUUUCAGAAACACUUCUGUCCCAUACCUCCUGCCCCCACACAGCUGAACUGUGGGAGUCACAGUGCCAUUGAAUGACACGAGGGGAGGUGAGUGUGGCUGUCAUUGAGAUGUUUUGAAAACAUGAGUGACUAACCAGUGUGCAGGUGUCCAAAGGUUGUCAGUUAUGCUGCUGUCAGGACACAGUAAAUUUGUGAGAGUGAUUAUAGAAUUACAUAAAGCUCACCUUAAGGAACUUCUUAAUUUCCUUUUGGUUUAGGCUAGGAAAUUGUUCUUUAAAGAUUACUAGUGGGCCUUACUAGUCCUAUUAUAAUCUUGUUUGUAUUCAGACAUUCUAAAUGAGUCAUACUGUGAAGUCAAGAGUUGCUGUCCAACAUCUGAUCCUGAGUCGCUUAUGGAUCUGUUUUCUGCUUUGAGAGAGUUUCUGACAGUCCAUCCAACUCCUGGGCCUAGCACCAGUGAUAGGCAGUUUAGUUAGUUAUUACAAGAUUAGAUAUGAUGAAGAGGUUGUUGUGUAUUUUUUUUCCAGUUAACAGUGUAACAUGUGGUUGGGUUAUCUGUCAUCUGAACCUAUAUAAAGUCGAAGUUUUACCCCAGAGUGACAAGAAGUGGAGAGAGAGAGAGGUGUUCCUGUCUGUUUUUUGAGAAGGCUCCAGUGAAGGCAAACAUGCUGUCAGAUACUCCAGAGCUACAGCACGUCACUUCAUGAAUUUCCUGAAAAAUUUUUGUCAACAACUUCUAGUUUUUUUUGUAGCCUUACUCUGACUCUGUAGUUUCUUCCCCGUUUUUCAUUGCUGAGGACCAAUACCAUCCACUUUUGGCAGCCUCAGGAACCAGAGACCGGCAAUUGGGAUUUCUCUAUUGCUUGUGCUGAAAGCUCCUGACAAAGUCAGGAGGUGCAUCCCUAGCUCCUAUUUCCAUGUCACCAACAAGGACAGAUGCUGCUUGCACCACAUGCCCGUGCAAAUGGAUAUGAUUCAAGGCGACUUGUGAUGCCCAAAGAUUGCUUUCAGUGAGCAUUUGUCAGGAAGUCAUGAGGUGCAGUCCUGGACAAGAGCUACCAAGCAAUCCUUGUGUCUCGUGUGGCAAAAAGUGAAACUACAGCUAAUGCUAAGCAUGUCUUUCCUCGCUGCUGUCUUUUGGUAUUGCAGAAGGCUGUACAGCUUUUUAGCACAGCUACUGACACGGUGGAGCAGCUACCUUCAAAGAAAGCUCAUAAAGAAUCGCAGUGUGUUGGAAGAAGUUGAUCUUCUUGCUUAUAGUGCAAGAGAAUGGAGAGAAGAAACAAAGCAGGCCAAACACAUGAGGGAGGCAUACAGUGAAUUAUUUCAGAACUAUCAUAUCAAAUAUCUGCGGCAGGUCAGGAAGGACAACUAUUGCGUCCUAAGAGCAGUGCUUUUUCAGAUAUUCAGCCAAGGCAUUCCUUUUCCAUCGUGGAUGAGGGAGAGAGAUAUAUUAAAGCUUCCUGAAAAGCUUCUGUAUUCCCAAGGUUGCAACUGGAUUCAGCAAUACAGUUUUGGGCCAGAAAGUUACACAGGUCCUAAUGCCUUUGGAAAAUUACGCAGAUGUAUGGAAACAUUAAAGACAAAUUGGGCUGAAAUGAGUGGUACUAAAGAUCACGAAGAAAGAAGAAACAUGUGUAAUGCACUCUUUUCUGACGAGAGCAAGGAACACAAGCUAUAUGAGGCUAUAAAAUUUAUCAUGCUCUACGAAGUUGUUGAAGCCUACGAGCAAAUGAAGAACAGGGAUGAACCUGUACCCCACCUUUUUCGCCUCCUCUUUGCUCGGGAUACUUCAUCUGACCCUUUGAGUUUCAUGAUGAAUCAUCUGAAUGCCAUAGGUGACUCCAUUUGCCUAGACCAGGUUGAACUGUUCCUUCUUGGAUACCUGCUUCAAGUAAAGAUCAAAGUUUACAGACUGCAUAGAUUUAAUACUGAAGAAUUUCAAGUAAACUGUCCAGAUGAAUACCGAAGGGAAUGGAAUGAGAUUUCUCUCCUGACUGAAGAUGACCACUACUAUCACAUCCCAGUUAUCAGAACGUGAAGCACAAAGAACUUCUUUUUAACCUUUGUAUAAUGUAGUGAGUAACCAGUUCCAGUGAAUUAGGUUUCUAACUGGCAGCAGAAAUGCAUGUUGAUGAUUACAAAAUGAUUUAUGGGUUUAUUGUGUAAAUGCUUUGCUUUCCCAUUACAGCUCAAUUAGUUCCAGUCAGCCAUAAAUAGCAAAAUAUAUUGCUAUGCUGUUUGGGGGAAAAUGUCAUAUCUAAGGGUUAUUGAAAAUAAAAGAUCAGACAGCAUGACAAAGGGAAAAGUAAUGCUGGUUUUCCACUCCUAGGCUAAUGGCUUUCUCUAACAUAUCUGCGUGGGUUAAACUUAAGUCCUAAAGUAAUUCCUGCCUUUCUCUUCUAUUUCUUGAGUUAGAAUGAAUGAACUAUGCAGGAAACAACUCUUAGGGUCCCACAGUUUUUACUCUGGGACAGUAAAGUUACAAGGAUUUGAGGCAUGCAAGUAUGCUUGCAUGCAAGUAUGUAAACUGAGGCCACUACACAACUCAGUUCAAAUCCCAUCCAGUUUCUCUGGUGUUGCAGUGCCUCCCUCCAGAAAGAAAGCAAGCAGCUGCAGACCACAGCUACUUCAGACUCUUGAAAUCAGGCUGAUCAGUGUUAAAUCUAUAAGUGAGGAAAGUUAAGACGUUGAUGUUUGAAGAAGUCUGUCUGGAACAACUAAAUGAGAUUUGCUUUAUUAUAUGCUAUGCUUUGCCUGGUUCUAGUUUCUAAAAGACUCGAUUGUGUUUAGAUAAUUCCUAAAAUGAGAGCUCCUAAAUUGAACAAAUGCUAAAAUGAUACAGCAGAUCUUGCAAGUGAAAAGCAUACAAUCCCACAGGCAUGGGUUAUAUUUUAAAAGUGGAGUUUUAUCAAGAAACAAAGGCUUUCCUUGUUUUAUCCUAGAAGUACAGAAGGAGGCAGGUUUGGUUUUAACUGCUGCAGGACAAGGAACAAAAGCACGAGCUGGGCCUGCAGGAGCUAAAGCAGUUGUGUGUAGUAACUAAAUGAUAAUGUUGAAGAAUAAAAACUGCUCUCUUCCUCAGUGUAGUGGAAAACAAUUUCAUCCUUUUAGUCUUUCUAUUUUUAUGUAUAUAUAAUUUAUAAACACAAACACCUGCAUGCUGUAUUAUAUAGCAAGUUUGUUUCUUGGCAGUUUCUCUGGGUUCAGUUUUGUUCAAUAAUUUGUAGCUAUUAAUGCAAAAGACUUGAUACAUAUAAUAACUUAAUCUUUUCAAAGCCUAUGUUGAAUAUUUAUUUUAAAAACAAACUCACAAACUUUAUUCACUGGAUGAAGUAAUUUUCCCUCUUUAGUUUUGAUUCUGUUCCACAUAGGGAAAUGCUGUAAUGCCUCAGCGUUGGGUAUUGUCUGUUUUGCAUCAGUGGUAUAUGCAACACUUGCACUUGUCAAUAAAGUUGCCUAUAUUUUAUUCUUGUUUUGGUACAAGCAGGCAUACCAAAAAAUGAUGUAUUUUUAUAGAGAGCUUUUUAAUGGUUUGUGUAUUAUUUAUGAAUAGCAAUGCAAAAGCAUAACAUCUGGAAGUGUUACAUUGAUAAAAUGUAUGUUUUUUGUAAUCUUGAGCAUACUAAUAGAAGGAAAUGAAUAAAGAUAAAUGAAGGAAGAUAUAGCAGUGGUGUUUAUCACUAAAAUAAGAUGAGUACAUGUUUACGACUGGUUUAGGUCUCUUAGGCUCCCUGCCUGGUCAGUGAAGGGCAAUGGUGGAGGAGUUAAUGGCAGUUAAUUAGGGGAGUUUCUACAAGGAUGUGGUUCUUCUCACUGACUGUAAAGAAGGAGAAACUUCAGAAGUUUGAAGUGAAGAUGACAUGAAGACAUGAAUUCUGAGUGCUCCACACAGGAUCUUCAGCAACACUGAGACAGGUUUGGAGCUGCACUGAUUGUAAACAGGUUUUCUGAUAAUGCACUUCAGCUAUGUACAAAACAUAUUUGUGUAAAGGAACACACAUACAUGUAUGUGUAAAAUAUACAUAUCCAUAUAUAGGAGUUAAAAAACAAAACAUCCUGAAGAAGCUGCACUAGAACAAUCUAGUACUGGGGAAAAGACAGGUGCUGCAGCAUCAUUUCAGAACAGUGGUUACAGACAAAGUUUGCAGCAGGAAUCCAGAAACCUGAACAUGUGCUAGAGAGCUCUGCUGGUGUCAUUGCUCUUAUCUUUCUAACCUGUGAAUUUUUGGCUACUGCCUUUCUGCUCUUGAACUGUGGAAGGGCUGACUUUUUAAGCUUACUAUCCUUUCUUUUAAUUUUGUAAUUUAUAGAAAUGAGAUUUUAGUAUGAAAACCCCUCAGUGCAGCAUACUGGUGUUUCAGCUCCUUUUUGUAUAACGUGUUGCAUGUAGCUUUUGUCUUAUCUAGUGAUAAUUGGAAUAAAUGAACAUGUAUUAUAAGUCCAAGCCCUGGAGUUGUGAAAUGUUUAAGAGGUACAUAAAAAUAAGCUCAGGUCAGAGUGAUUCAGAAUCUAUGUGAAGUUUAUGAAACAAC